Molecule: messenger RNA, 4690 nt
Organism: Hemibagrus wyckioides
Lineage: Eukaryota; Metazoa; Chordata; Actinopteri; Siluriformes; Bagridae
Product: xylosyl- and glucuronyltransferase LARGE1-like
Exons: 15
Coding region: 1414-3741 (775 amino acids)
Biological process (GO): protein O-linked glycosylation via mannose
Molecular function (GO): xylosyltransferase activity; glucuronosyltransferase activity
Source: RefSeq, a predicted model, not a curated record
UGGGAGGAUGAAGGCGCUGUUGUGUUCAGGCAAACAGCACAUGCAGCCGGCGAUUUCUGCCGGUCAGACCAAGCCUCUGAUGAUGAUCAAUGAAUAAGGAAGCGUUAUGCCGAGCAGAAAUAUCGCACUUGACUAAUUUCUGGCUCUGUGGACGAAUCAGGAUUCGACCUCAGUCUUUAAAAUGAACACACACACGCUUUCAGUGUUGGGACUGUGAAUGACAAGCGGAACGAGAGCGGAAUUUCAAUGAUCGCAUUUCUUGCUUUAAUGCGGAAUUUGUGCAACUUUGUCGCCGAUGUGUUUUGAUCUGUCAGCGUGUGUUUGAGAGACGUUCAGCAGUAUGAAAAGCAGUAUGGCACGGAUAUAGCUUUAUUUAACACCGCUGGUCACUGAAACAGCGUCCUGAUUGUGUCCUGAUGCUGUAACGUGUAAAGAGAUUAAAUCGUUAGACUUGUUUAUCUAGGCUAAUCGAGUUCAUUGUCCUGAUAAACACGUCCGGAAAGUCUCGCAGUGGCUGAUACAUGACUGUAGGGAAGUUAGGAGAACUCUGCCAGGUCUUCAUUAUUAUUAUUAUUAUUAUUAUUAUUAUUAUUAUUAUUUGUUUGACUAUCCAGGAUGGCGGAUGUAGCUGAUGUCAAAUAAGACAUGUGUGGUUUUGAAGGCGUCUUCUGAACUUACUCGGAUCUCGCCUCCUAAAGACAACAUUUUCAAGCUGGAAAUCGCUCUGGAAAACAUUCUGGGUUGGACGAGACGAUGUUGUAGUUUUUUUCAAUGGUCAAGAGCGAGUCAUAAUCCGAUCUCUUCAUAAAUAGGUUUAAAUGUGAAGAUUUAGAAGAAGAAGAAGAAGAAGAAGAAGAAGUGAAAUGUGAGCCAAUUCCUGGCUCUCUAGUGUCAGAUGGGCAUCGCCUAAGUGUGAACACGGCCGCAUUUAUUGGCGAUUAUAGACCAAAGGACUUUUAAGAACUGAACAACAAACAUUUAACGACUCUGUCUCUUUUAAAGUGCACACACUGUGCGAUCUACGGUGGAAAUCACGGGGCAUCACACACAGCAUAAAGGCAACACGCAGAAGACCUGGAACACAACGAUCAUCUUUAACAGGGUGUAAAGAGUGGUAAAGGUUUUCCUACGAUCUUGGUCGUUUAUCUGGGACUUGACCACCAGGGCUACAGGGUUAUGGUGUGUAUUUAGCCCUAUGAGAGGUCUUUUUGCUAGAACUGCACCGUGGACGGAAACCCCGACGCGUCGCCCGUCCGCGCGCUGAAGCGGAGCUGUCCACCAACGCGGGUUCUGACGCAGAGAUUCACACUUUACUGACAAGCUAAACACACACACACACACACACACACACACGUCCGUCCGUCCCGAAGGUUUGCCGAGACUGCCAAACGGAGCGUGUCAGCUCUCAAGUCAAUGCCAUGCACCCCCCGGCUAACACCUGCUGCCCAAAUAGAGGUCUGUCAGCCUCCUGAACGCCCACUCUCUUCAGUGCAGAGGAUGCUGGGAAUGUGUCGUGGGCGCAGGAAGUUCCUGGCAGCCUCCCUCAUCCUGCUCUUUAUCCCAGCCCUCACCUGGCUCUACCUGUCUGCUACCAACUUCACAGUGAAGCCACUGCCUUUGUCUCCACUGGAGCCUCAGUCCUCUACGCUGGCCCUGGAACUACGGGUACGGGAGGUAGAAGAGGAAAACCGAGCGCUCAGGAAAGAGCUGAGUCAGCCACCCAGGAACCCCACCCAUGGUAACCAGUAUGGCAGUGGACGCCAUGGCAACCAAUCCCACGUUGGCAGAGAGGGUUCGAGACAUGCAGAGGCUCAGAGAGGAAUCUCUCCAGGAAACAGCUCUGACUGUGUGUCUCAGCCUGUGGUGGAUAAAUGUGAGACAAUUCAUAUGGCCAUAGUGUGUGCCGGGUAUAAUGCCAGUAGAGAUGUGGUGACCCUGGUGAAGUCUGUCCUGUUCCACAGACGGAACCCUCUCCACUUCCACUUCAUUACAGACUCCAUCGCCCAGCAAAUCCUGGCCUCCCUCUUCCACACCUGGAUGGUGCCAGCUGUCCAAGUGGACUUUUAUGAUGCUGAUGAAUUGAAGUCUGAGGUGUCGUGGAUUCCUAACAAGCAUUAUUCGGGUAUCUAUGGCCUGAUGAAGCUGGUCCUGACGAAGACGCUGCCAUUAAACCUGCAGAAAGUCAUCGUUCUAGAUACCGACAUCACCUUCGCCACAGACAUCGCUGAGCUCUGGGCCGUCUUUCACAAAUUCAAAGGUCAGCAAGUGCUUGGGCUGGUAGAGAAUCAGAGUGACUGGUAUUUAGGGAACCUAUGGAAGAACCAUCGACCAUGGCCAGCUCUAGGCAGAGGCUUCAACACUGGUGUGAUUCUCCUGCUGUUGGAUCGUUUGAGGAAGCUCAGAUGGGAGCAGAUGUGGAGACUGACAGCAGAGAGAGAGCUGAUGAGCAUGCUGUCUACAUCGCUAGCAGAUCAGGAUAUCUUCAAUGCUGUCAUCAAACAAAACCCUUUCCUGGUGCACCAGCUGCCCUGUUUCUGGAAUGUUCAGCUGUCGGAUCACACGCGCUCCGAAAAGUGUUACAGAGACGUGUCUGACCUCAAGGUGAUACACUGGAACUCUCCUAAGAAGCUGCGGGUGAAGAACAAGCAUGUGGAGUUUUUCAGGAACCUUUAUCUGACCUUUCUGGAGUACGAUGGCAACCUGCUGAGGAGGGAGCUAUUCGGCUGUCCAAGUGAAACUGACCACAAUAGUGAGAACCUCCAAAAGACUCUAAUGGAGCUGGAUGAGGAUGACCCAUGUUACGAGUUCCGGAGAGAGCGCUUCACUGUGCAUCGCACACACCUCUACUUCCUGCACUACGAGUACGAGCCCAGUGCAGACCAGACUGAUGUUACACUCGUGGCCCAGCUCUCCAUGGAUAGGCUGCAGAUGCUAGAGGCCAUCUGUAAACACUGGGAAGGACCCAUCAGUCUGGCUCUCUACCUGUCUGAUGCUGAGGCACAGCAAUUCCUGCGCUAUGCCCAGGGUUCUGAGGUGCUCAUGAGCAGAAGCAAUGUGGGAUACCAUAUCGUCUACAAAGAGGGCCAGUUCUACCCCGUCAACCUGCUGCGCAAUGUUGCCAUGAAACAGGUCAACACACCCUACAUGUUCCUGUCUGAUAUUGACUUCCUGCCUAUGUACGGACUCUACGAAUACCUCAGGAAAUCUGUAGUACAGCUGGACAUGGCGCACACUAAAAAAGCUCUGGUUGUGCCUGCAUUUGAGACUCUGCGAUACCGGCUGUCCUUUCCCAAAUCCAAGGCUGAGCUUCUGUCCCAGCUGGACAUGGGCACUCUCUUUACCUUCAGGUACCAUGUUUGGACAAAAGGUCAUGCUCCAACCAACUUCGCAAAAUGGCGGACAGCCACGACGCCGUACAGAGUGCAGUGGGAGGCUGACUUUGAGCCGUAUGUGAUGGUGAGGAGGGACAGUCCAGAAUAUGACCGCAGAUUUGUGGGAUUCGGCUGGAACAAAGUGGCUCACAUUAUGGAGCUUGAUGCGCAGGAAUACGAGUUUGUGGUUCUACCCAAUGCCUAUAUGAUCCACAUGCCUCAUGCGCCGAGCUUCGACAUCACCAAGUUCCGGUCCAAUGAGCAGUACCGUGUUUGCCUCAAGACUCUUAAAGAAGAGUUUCAGCAGAACAUGUCCCGCCGCUACGGAUUUGCCGCACUUAAAUACAUGACUGCGGAAAAUAACAGCUAGCACCUCUGCCAUACUAAAAUCCUGCAUGUGAGAUGGACAAAACGACUUUAGAUUAACAUAAAAUAAUGGCAGAAAUGGACAGUAAUAAGUGAUGGAAAGUAAGUGGACAGCAGUAAGUGAUGAAAUCUUCAAACCACAGAGCGGCUGGUACGCUCAUUAAAAACAGACUUUAGACGGACAAGUAAAUUAAUUUCCAUAACGCCCUACAGCUCUACACCUCUGACUAGAUGGAUGGUUAUUCCAGUACCUAACUUCAAACUGCAAAUUUAAACCUUUGACAUGUAUAUUUUUUCCAGGUUUUUCCUAUUUUUGCCUCAAAUCAAAAUCAAGGUAGCAAAACUACUUCAAAAGCUUAGUUUUGUUUUGCUUUAAGGAAGUCAUCUUUAAGGUUGUUUUGACAGAUUUAAAUACACUGUUUUCACCUUAAUAGAUAAAUAAAUAUUUUCCAGGGUAUUAAAAAAUGCAAUUAUGUACAAUUAACCUAGUAUGAACUAGACUGGAAUAGAUGAAACGGUAUCAGCUCCAAAUUUAGCUGAACAGCAAAGAGUAAGAGAAAAAUGCCAAAACAUACAGCUACAGAUUCAACUACCCAACUGCCAAGAGAUCAAAAUAUGAAACAUCAAAUACAGCAAAGGUCUGAAAAGUAAUUGAGCCUAGAAAGGAAAUAUGAUUCAUUACUUCGACGAAAAAUGUCACUGGAGAAAGUAAUUAUGAAAUAAAGCCGGUGUUCAUACAUGCAACAAACAGAAGAGAAACAGACAGAUAUUUAUAUUCCUUUAGAUAAUUAAGGUUAUUCCAGAUAAUCAAAUCUUUUCUCCAUAAUAUCAUGCUGUACUGUUGUAUACUAUGAUGAAAACAAUGUUAUGGCAUUAGCGAAGAGCUGCAAGCGGUUCCUCUGAGCCAGUGAAAACCCCAGAACAAUGUUGUUAAAAUGAAUAUGUCUAUUUUG